This is a messenger RNA of Staurois parvus, 302 nucleotides long. The record is from the annotation of a GenBank genome assembly. NCBI's taxonomy places the organism in Eukaryota, Metazoa, Chordata, Amphibia, Anura, Ranidae.
GACUGCAGACACAGUACAGGGGAUGACCAGAGACUGCGGACACAGUACAGGAGAUGACCAGAGACUGCGGACACAGUACAGUACAGGGGAUGACCAGAGACUGCGGACACAGUACAGGGGAUGACCAGAGACUGCGGACACAGUACAGGGGAUGACCAGAGACUGCGGACACAGUACAGGGGAUGACCAGAGACUGCGGACACAGACACAGGGAUGACCAGAGACUGCGGACACAGUACAGGGAUGGCCAGAGACUGCGGACACCGCACAGGGGAUGGCCAGAGACUGCGGACACCGCACAG